Messenger RNA from Notothenia coriiceps (black rockcod), 804 nucleotides. Its product is annotated as ankyrin repeat domain-containing protein 27-like. The record is from RefSeq and is a predicted model, not a curated record. NCBI's taxonomy places the organism in Eukaryota, Metazoa, Chordata, Actinopteri, Perciformes, Nototheniidae. Gene Ontology annotation, molecular function: guanyl-nucleotide exchange factor activity; SNARE binding. Bases 1 to 804 code for a protein of 267 amino acids. Gene Ontology annotation, biological process: early endosome to late endosome transport; neuron projection morphogenesis. The transcript is spliced from 8 exons. Gene Ontology annotation, cellular component: early endosome; plasma membrane; tubular endosome.
AUGGCCGGCCGUGGCCCAACCCCACAUUCCUCUGAUAGGCGGAGCGUCACCGCCCAGUAUUCUGGGCUGACGUCGGGUCGGAUGGAAUCUCUGCUGCUGCUGCACUAUAAAGCCAACACUGACGCUCAGGACAACAACGGAAACACACCGCUGCACCUCGCCUGCAUGUACGGCCACGAAGACUGUGUGAAGGCGAUGGUUUACUACGACGUGCAGAAGUGCCGUCUGGAGCUUCAGAACGAUAAAGGCGACACGGCGCUGCACAUCGCGGCGCGUUGGGGCUACGAGGGGAUCAUCGUGGUGCUGCUGGAGAACGGAGCCAACACCGACGUCUUCAACAAGAGCCGAGACACCCCGCUGCACUGCGCUCUCAACCCCAAGAUCCUGGUGUUGCUGCAGUCGACUCGGAGCUGUCAGCGCAGCAGCAGCGGAGUCGAUUCGCCCAGUCGCUCUCCUCUGGCUUCAGACUGCAGCAGCCGGCGAUCCUCCGCCUCCAGCGAGUCCUCUCUGAACUCUGAAAUCAAACCGGUGGGAGUCAGGGUCCGACACCGAGAGGUGGAGAAGCUGCUGCGUGCCAUAGCAGACGGCGAUGUGGAGAUGGUGCGUUACUUGUUGGAGUGGAUGGAUGAGGAAGAGGAUGAUGAAGAGGAUCUUCGGUCAGAGGUUCUGCUUUGCCAUCCGCUGUGUCAGUGUCCAAACUGCGCUCCCACUCAGAAAACAAGAAAGUGCUUCAAACUCAAGAGAAGAGAGGAAGAGGAGUGGAGGACUUUAUCCCGCCUGGUGGAUAAGACCAACGAGAUCUAA